AUGAGGGGCUGCCUCGCCGCCGCAGUCCUGCUGGUUUCGGCCGCAGCGGCCCCGGCCUGCCGCCGGACCGCCGCGGAGAUGGUCGCCGCGCUCGAUCUGAGGCGGCUGUCGCACUCGCCCUGCGCCUCGGCGGUCAUACAUGCGGACGAGCGGUACGUGUUGAAGCAUGUGCUGACACGGCGGGACUCGCUCCUCGAGCGCGAGACGUGCGUCUUGCAGAAGCUGCAGCGUUUCGAUUGGGCGCCGCGAUGGUUUUGCACCGGCGACGACUACAUCCUGACGGAGUGGCGGGGCAAGGAGAUGUGCGAGCGGACCGAGUCCUACGACGCGCAAAUGCGGCGCAUCCUCGACGAGCUGCACGCCGCGGGCGUCCGCCAUAACGACCUCCGCAAGCGGGAGCGGACGGACUUCACCGUGGCAGCCGGCCGCGUGUCGCUCGUCGACUUCGCGUACGCGUCGGUCCGGGGCUCGCUUGAAAUGAGUUGCAAGGGGAGCUUCGGCCUACUAAAAGCUGGCGGCAACCUGACGCGGAGCAGCUCGGAGCUCGAAUGGGGCAUGGCGGCGCCGGAGCGCGGCGCGGCCGCGGACCUGCCGCAAGCACGCUGCGGCGCUUCCAAACAAGUGGCGCGCGUCCGGGGCCUCUGCCGGCCGGCGUGCAUCCACGAGCCGUACGCGGGCUUCGAGCACCUCCCGCGCUGCGAGCCCACGCCCUACGUCCCGCCGACGGCCGGCGAUUGGCAGUGCUACGCCGUGCGCAACCCGGACGUCGCCGCUGCGCUCGGCCGCAAGGUCGGCGCGCUCGCGCGCCACUUCUACCGGCACGGUUUCGCCGAAGGGCGCAGCCCGUACUGCGAGGCGGACAGGGGGCGGUACACCUGCGCGUUCCCGCGCUGCGACGAGGCGCGCGGCGCGCGGCGCUUCGACGGCGUGAGGGGACGCCCGGGCCGGCAUCGACGGCCGCGCGAACCUUGGACGGCCCUCGCGACGACGCCGCGCGGGACGCGCGCCGCGGACGCGGGGAACCCCUACGGACCCACGCUCCGCGCGACCGCCGCCCGGACCGCCGGCGCGCCGCACCGUGACGCGGGCUGGUGCGAGCCCGGGCGAGGCGCGGCCUGCGGCGGCGGCGCGUGCUGGUUCGACGCAGGGUGCCUCGCCGCGCCCAAAGCCGUGUGGCAGCCGCUGUCGACGCCGCCGGAGCUCGCGCCGGGGACGCGGGUCCGGGCGGAACUGGUCGUCGCGAAAUGCACGAAAAAUGUGGAUUGGCUCGCGGAGGAGGUCGAGGCGCUGAAGCAAGAGGGCGUCGACGUCGAUCGGGUCACGAUCUACGCCAAGUGCGGCGGCGCGAAGGCGGCGCUGGCGACGACGCGCGACGGCGUUGUCGUCGAGACGAGGCUCGCGCCAAACGUGGGCCGGUGCGACGAGACCUACGCGCGGCACAUGCGGGACCGGUACGACGACCUGCGGGACCUAGUCCUCUUCGCCAAGGACACGUCGGUCUACCGCGAGCGGCGGCGCGCGGUCGGGAUCGCGAGCGCGGCGCGCGUCGCGGCCGCGCGGGGCGUGGGCUGCGCCCUGCCGGCCUUCGAGACGGACUGGCACGCCGCGUCGCACCUCCGGAACUGGACGAUCCCGUACUACCGGAAGCGCUGGUCGGGGCAAUCGGGGCCGGACUUCGCGUCGCCGGAUUACUCCACGUUCGGGGCGUGGCUCGCCGCCGUGUUGGGUGCGGGCGCGGCGACGGCGACGGCCGCCCAAGCCGGGCACCUCGCGGCCGUCGGCGCCGCGCGGGUCCUCCCGGUGUGCUUCGGCGGGACCUUCGCCGCGUCCCGCGCCGCCGUACGGUCCGUGCCGCGGGCGACCUGGGCCUUCGUCGCCAAAACCCUAGACCGCGGCGACAGCGUCCAGGAGGGGCACUUCGCCGAGCGGGCCUGGGCCGCUUUGCUCGGCCCCGACGCGUCGCGGCGGUUCCAGGACUGGCUCGUGUGCCGCGCCGACGCGGUCGUUUUAAUCCACCGCCAACGAAAGACAUACUGCUCGCUCUCGGGCAUGCUCGUCAACCGGCGCGGCGACGUGCGCGCGUGCGCGGCGCCGCGCGCGGACGCCGACGUACCGGCCCGCCAGUGCCGUGGCUAUAAGGUCACCGAGAAAUAAUAUAUAUGUUCAUUGUU
Pelagomonas calceolata is the source of this 2171-nucleotide messenger RNA. NCBI's taxonomy places the organism in Eukaryota, Pelagophyceae, Pelagomonadales, Pelagomonadaceae. The record is from the annotation of a GenBank genome assembly.